Messenger RNA from Rhinichthys klamathensis goyatoka, 2205 nucleotides. RefSeq names its product Usher syndrome 1Gb (autosomal recessive) (gene ush1gb). The record is from RefSeq and is a predicted model, not a curated record. The coding region runs from base 110 to 1579 and encodes 489 amino acids. The transcript has 4 exons. NCBI's taxonomy places the organism in Eukaryota, Metazoa, Chordata, Actinopteri, Cypriniformes, Leuciscidae. Gene Ontology annotation, molecular function: protein binding.
UGCUCGAUUGGAGACGCCUGAAGCGCACGUGAAAUCUCGCCAACACACACACACACACACAGACGACAGAUGACCGUCCGUGAGCCGGGGUAGAGGUUCAUUCGCCGCCAUGAACGAUAAAUACCACCGGGCGGCUCGAGACGGGCACCUGCACCUGCUGAGAGACGCGACGCGCAAAGACCUGAACGCGCCGGAUGAGGAUGGGAUGACGCCGACGCUCUGGGCCGCGCACCACGGCAACCUGGACGCGCUCAGACUGCUGGUGGCACGAGGUGGAGAUCCAGACAAAUGUGAUAUUUGGGGAAACACUCCCCUUCACCUGGCGGCAGCUAACGGCCAUCUGAACUGUCUGUCCUUUCUGGUGUCAUUUGGCACCAACGUGUGGUGUUUGGACAAUGACUACCACACGCCACUGGACAUGGCAGCUUCUAGGGGUCACAUGGACUGUGUUCGAUAUCUGGACUCUAUCGCCGCCAAACAGAUCGCCAUCAACCCCAAGCUGGUGAGCAAAUUGAAGGACCGUGGCUUCCGUAAUGCAGAGAAACGCAUAAUGAACUGUGAAAAGCUUCAGCGCAAACAUCACGAACGCAUGGAGAAGCAUUUCUUGAGAGAGAGCGCUGCGAUGGACAUGUCGGAUACGAUGAGUUACAGCAGUUUCAGCAGCACCUUAAGCCGAAGGAUCCCUCAGUUCAACACCCUCGACUCCAACAUGACGUACUCACAGGCAACGCUUCAGUCCACAACUAGAGGCCGGACCAAGAUUCUGCGGCGUCUUGAGAAGAAGAAGCAAGGUGAUGGGACGUUCAAGAUUUCCGAAGACGGUCGAAGGAGUGUUCGCUCGAUCUCUGGUCUUCAGCUGGGUAAUGACGUCAUGUUCAUGAAGCAGGGUACAUACGUCAGCCCACGCCAGCAGUCCAAUCCUCGACUCAACAUCCGUAACAUGUUUUCUGGUGAACAGGACAUAAGGGAAGAUGAAGAUGAUGAUGAGGUAGACACUGUUUCCCACGCACUCAGUGAUCCGGGUCUAUUUGAUGCUGCAUACUCCGAAAUAAGUACGGAUUCCGGUCGGGAUUCUUUGUUCAACCGCCCAGGACUCGGUACCAUGGUAUUCCGUCGCAAUUACGUGUCUGAUGGGCUGUUUCGAAUGGGACGGAAUGAGGGUAGCGUGGUGGGGAGUGAACCAGUGGGACGAGUCCCGAACGUCCGCUUACGAGGGAGAUUGCCCCUACGGUCACCCAGUCUUGAUGACGUCAGCAUAGGCAGCUCAUUGAGCCUCCAAGAGAGGAAUUUACAGGAUUUGCCAUGGGAGGAAGGAGACCUCGGUUUGGAGGAGGAGGAUGACGAGCUACAGCCAUCAUCGGCUCCUUUGGAAGUGUUCCUGGCAUCUCAGGGACUGAGUGACUUCUUGUCCAUCUUCAAUCGAGAGCAGUUGGACCUGGAGGCGCUGCUGUUGUGCUCUGAGCAGGACCUCAUUAGCAUUCACAUCCCACUCGGACCCCGCAAAAAACUAUUGGAUGCGUGCAAGAGACGCAACAAUGUUAUCAACAGAGCUGACGGCAUGCAAGACACUAUGCUGUAAAAGAGUGUGUGUAUGUCUGUUAUUGACUCUGUUCCAAAACCUAGUGUACUCCCUUGCUCACUGCAUAGGCGGCUGCUUUUUAAGGCAGCAUCUCAGCUAAACUGUAUCCUAACAGGCUGCAACUUAACACGGUACACAAAUAGUGCUUCUCACGCAAAGUGCAUGGGAGACUUGACUCCCAGCUGAUACAUGAUACCCAAAGGAAAGGUAAAUCAAUUUUAAUUAGAGUAUUUUUAUCAGUACUACUUUAUAACCAGCAUUUCUCUCAACUUGUCCACCAUUUUGGAUGUAUUAUUUCUCUGAGCUCGUUGCAUUCUAGGAUUUCUUUCUCUGCAAAUUAUACACGUGAUGCUGUCUGAGAAUCUGGCCAAAGCAAUGUAUUUCAGGAGGCGGUAUAAUAAUGCUAAGAUAAUUACACUGCCUACUUUUUUGAACCACUUCUCGGCAGGAGAUAGUAUGAGGUCUCAAUUGACCCUGUUCAUGAAAUGUGCAUCCCCAGUCUUAAGGUGCAUUUACAUCAUUUCACAGGCAUCUUAUGGUCAUAUUAUUCCAAAUAAAAAAUGUGUUUGGCUUAGUAUUUCUAAGCAAAAUACAUUAACUUGCUCUUCCUCUCAAAUUACUUUGUU